Cynara cardunculus var. scolymus (artichoke) is the source of this 2216-nucleotide messenger RNA. Its product is annotated as wall-associated receptor kinase-like 14. Gene Ontology annotation, molecular function: protein kinase activity; ATP binding. The annotation marks the transcript as partial. Gene Ontology annotation, biological process: protein phosphorylation. The transcript has 3 exons. NCBI's taxonomy places the organism in Eukaryota, Viridiplantae, Streptophyta, Magnoliopsida, Asterales, Asteraceae. The record is from RefSeq and is a predicted model, not a curated record.
UUCAUUUCGAAAUUCCCAUCGUUCAAAUCUCAGAAAUCCAUUUACUGUGACCGGAAAUGUCCCGGCGGCGUACUGAAGCAUGUUCCCUACCCAUUCGGCUUCUCCUCCGGCUGUGAAAUUCAACUGAAUUGCGCUUCAAACGGCACCGUUUCAAUCAGCGAAUUCGAUGUUCAAGAAAUCAACCAAGACGCUUUGCUUGUCAGCCUUCCCGCCAAAUGUGGACGCGCAGUCGCCGCCUUCCACCGUCUCUACAGUGACCACUACGCGCCGACGUCUAACAACGCCAUCCUCAUGGAAAACUGCACAGGUCAGGUGAGGACUUGCAUGAUUCCGGCGACGAUGGUGCAAACCCACCUCGAGAUUCUUGAUUGCGGAGGUGAAAGUAAUGUUUACAGUAACGUGAGCUGUUACUCCGGCGAUAAGCACCGUAUGUUUCUUGAUUAUGAGAAUCUGACGAGGACAGGAUGCCGGGUUUUGCUUUCGGGGAUUGUGUCACAGAUGAUCGGAGAUAGUCCGGCGGUGUCUUUGGAUGUUCAGGUGGUUAAGUUAGGGUGGUGGCUUAAGGGUCAGUGCCAGUGUUCCGAUGAUGCUAUUUGUACCAAGAUCGUGUCGCCGGCCGAUGGAAGCGCUGCCUAUCGAUGUCAAUGUCAGGAUGGGUUCGUUGGUGAUGGAUACAAAGCUAACUCCGGCUGCCGGAAAGGUUCUUCUCCUUGUAAUCUUUCAAAAUAUUUGACCGGUCGUUGCGAAGGAAAGAGUAGAGUCGGCAUUCUCAUCGGAGCUGUUACAAUCGGAGCAUCGUCGAUUGUUUGUGUGUGCCUAGUUUAUUGCUACCUUCGUCACCGUACCAUUUCAAAAUACCGAUACAAGAGAAACCGUCGGUUUUGUGGAGUGAAAGGCAUAACUAUUCCCAUAUAUCCCUACAAAGAAAUUGAGAAGGCCACAAAUAGUUUCUCCGAUAAGCAAAAGCUCGGAACGGGAGCUUACGGCACGGUCUACUCCGGCAAACUACGUAAUGGCGAAUGGGUAGCGAUUAAACGGAUUAGACAUCGGUACGAUACCGAUAAUAUCGAGCAAGUCAUGAAUGAGAUCAAUCUCCUUUCGUCGGUAAGCCACCCGAAUCUUGUUCGUUUAUUAGGUUGUUCUGUUGACAAUGAUGAUCAGAUACUCGUGUACGAGUUCAUGCCGAACGGAACCUUAUCCCAACAUUUGCAAAAAGAGAGAGGUAACGGGCUACCUUGGCCCGUUCGUCUUACGAUUGCCAUUGAAACUGCUCAAGCGAUAUCUUAUCUACACUCGACUAUGAACCCCCCAAUUUAUCAUCGAGACAUAAAGUCGAGCAAUAUAUUAUUGGAUUACAAUUUCAAAACAAAAGUAGCAGAUUUUGGUCUUUCCAGACUCGGAAUAAUAGAAUCGUCACACGUUUCAACAGCACCACAAGGGACACCGGGUUAUCUUGAUCCGCAAUAUCAUCAGAACUUUCAUCUAUCCGAUAAAAGCGAUGUUUAUAGCUUUGGGGUCGUGUUGGUUGAGAUCAUAACAUCUUUGAAAGCUGUAGACUUUUCACGAGAUCGUAAUGACAUCAAUUUGGCAUCUCUAGCCAUCGAUAGAAUCGGAAGGGGGUGUUUGGAUGAGAUAAUCGAUCCAUUCCUCGUGCGAAACAAAGACACAUCAACCUGUAACUCAAUUCAUAAGGUUUCCGAGGUGGCUUUCAGAUGCCUCGCGUUCGAUAGUGAUAUGAGACCCCCGAUGACAGAAGUUCUUGUUGAGCUCGAGCAAAUUAGGGCUAGCGAUCGUGCAUCAUUGCAGGAUACCAAUAACGUUUCUUCUCACCGUUCACUAUCGUUUGUUGCUAACAAGAACUCAAUGGGUGUCGAGGUUAUAAAGAACGAAUCUGACACGAGUAACUUCGAGGCUAAAAUUAUAAGAAAAACUUCAUCCAAAUCCGUGCAAGAUUGAUGGCCAAGUGACUCUAGUUCAACUUCAGUGAACAACAGUCCAGCAAAUUGUGACUGUAAAAAUCAACCAUGAUAAAUUCAGUGGUCAUAAUUGUUGUGUACACUGGAAUCGAGCUCUGGAAAGAUAGGAUAUUCCACCACAUCCCCCAGAACCUCAACCACUACGUCACAAUCUUUAUGGUUUUAAUUGAACAAUCUUCUUGGUUUAGUUUGUGCAUGUAAUUGGCUCGCCUUUGUUGUGGUUAAAGGUUUGAAAUUGUA